Ogataea parapolymorpha DL-1 is the source of this 237-nucleotide messenger RNA. RefSeq lists its product as uncharacterized. The coding region runs from base 1 to 237 and encodes 78 amino acids. The transcript has 2 exons. Gene Ontology annotation, cellular component: cytosolic large ribosomal subunit; ribosome. Gene Ontology annotation, biological process: translation; protein-RNA complex assembly. The record is from RefSeq and is a predicted model, not a curated record. NCBI's taxonomy places the organism in Eukaryota, Fungi, Ascomycota, Pichiomycetes, Pichiales, Pichiaceae. Gene Ontology annotation, molecular function: structural constituent of ribosome.
AUGGCUAGAGAAAUUACCGACAUCAAGCAGUUCGUUGAAUUGGCUAGAAGAGCCGACGUCAAGGUUGCUACCAUCAAGACCAACACGAAACUGAACGCCAACGGUAAGAAAUUCAAGCAGACCAAGUUCAAGGUCAGAGGCUCCAAGUACCUGUACACCUUGAUUGUGAAUGACGCUACCAAGGCCAAGAAGCUGAUCCAAUCCCUCCCACCAACCUUGAAGGUGACUGACAUUUAA